Molecule: messenger RNA, 11524 nt
Organism: Suricata suricatta (meerkat)
Lineage: Eukaryota; Metazoa; Chordata; Mammalia; Carnivora; Herpestidae
Gene: ZFHX3
Product: zinc finger homeobox 3
Exons: 10
Coding region: 347-11398 (3683 amino acids)
Biological process (GO): regulation of transcription by RNA polymerase II; regulation of neuron differentiation; brain development
Cellular component (GO): nucleus
Molecular function (GO): zinc ion binding; RNA polymerase II cis-regulatory region sequence-specific DNA binding; DNA-binding transcription factor activity, RNA polymerase II-specific
Source: RefSeq, a predicted model, not a curated record
GCGAGCGCCGCGCCCCGUGGGUGAAUCCCCGCCGCGCGCCGGGGGGACCCUCCCUCCUGGGGAGGGGCGACCGCCAGCCCCCGCCACCAUGAGCCCCCCUCGCCUGCCUGCAGCCCCCCUGCACCCAGCCAGAGCCACCUCGGAGUCCUGGGGGCGGCGGGAGGUGGGGAGAAUGCCGCCUGGGGUGGGUAAGUUCGGGACUCCGGUGCCGCUGGAAUUUCCCAUUGUUGAGCGCGCCGCGGCCCCCGGACCUGCGAGUGCCUCCUCCCUCCGGAGGUGUGCGGAGCCUUUGUGUGCCAGGUCCGAUCCGUACUGGGUGCAAUGAAAGCUCUACGCAGGCCUUACCAUGGAAGGCUGUGACUCGCCCGUCGUCUCGGGGAAGGACAAUGGGUGCGGUGUCCCUCAGCACCAGCAAUGGACUGAACUCAACAGCACCCACCUCCCCGACAAACCCAGUAGCAUGGAGCAGUCCACAAGCGAGAACCACGGGCCCCUGGACAGCCUGAGGGCCCCCUUCAAUGAGCGCCUCGCGGAGAGCACUGCCUCGGCCGGCCCCACCGCCGAGCCCGCCGGCAAGGAGGUCAGCUGCAACGAGUGCUCGGCCUCCUUCGCCAGCUUGCAGACCUACAUGGAGCACCACUGUCCCAGCGCGCGCCCCCCGCUGCCCCUGAGGGAGGAGAGCGGGAGCGACACCAGUGAGGACGGGGACGAGGAGAGUGAUGUGGAGAACCUGGCUGGGGAGAUCGUCUACCAGCCCGACGGCUCGGCCUACAUUGUCGAGAGCCUGAGCCAGCUGACCCAAAGCGGGGGCGCCUGUGGCAGCGGCAGCGGGCCCCCCCCCUCGCUCUUCCUGAACUCUCUCCCCGGGGCGGGGGGCAAACAAGGGGACCCUUCUUGUGCUGCACCAGUCUACCCACAGAUCAUCAACACUUUCCACAUAGCCUCAUCCUUCGGGAAAUGGUUUGAGGGCCCAGACCAGGCUUUCCCGAAUACCUCAGCCCUGACGGGGCUAAGCCCUGUCCUGCACAGCUUCCGCGUGUUUGACGUGCGACACAAAAGCAACAAGGAUUACCUGAACAGCGAUGGCUCCGCCAAAAGCUCCUGCGUAUCCAAAGAUGUUCCCAACAACGUGGACCUGUCCAAAUUCGAUGGCUUUGUGCUCUAUGGCAAGAGGAAGCCCAUCCUGAUGUGCUUCCUGUGCAAACUGUCCUUCGGGUACGUCCGUUCGUUUGUGACCCACGCGGUGCACGACCAUCGAAUGACCCUGAGCGAAGACGAGCGGAAAAUUCUUAGCAAUAAGAACAUCUCCGCUAUCAUCCAAGGGAUUGGCAAAGACAAGGAACCCCUUGUAAGUUUUUUGGAACCAAAAACCAAAAACUUUCAACACCCUUUAGUUUCUACGGCUAACCUCAUAGGCCCCGGACACAGUUUUUAUGGGAAAUUUAGUGGCAUUCGGAUGGAAGGGGAGGAGACCCUCCCAGCCGGCUCCGCUGCCGGCCCUGAGCAGCCCCAGGCUGGUAUCUUGACCCCCAGCACCCUCUUGAACCUUGGCGGGCUCACCAGCUCGGUCCUGAAGACCCCCAUUACCUCAGUCCCCCUGGGGCCUCUGGCCUCCAGUCCUACCAAAUCCUCAGAGGGCAAGGAUUCUGGGGCAGCAGUAGGAGAGAAGCAAGAAGUGGGCGAUCCGGAUUGUUUCUCCGAGAAGGCAGAGCCAGCCGAGGAGGAGGCGGAGGAGGAAGAGGAGGAGGAAGAGGUGGAGGAGGAAGAGGAAGAGGAGGAGGAAGAAGAGGAGGAGGAAGACGAGGGUUGCAAAGGACUCUUUGCAAGCGAGUUGGACGACGAGCUGGAGGACAGGCCCCACGAGGAGUCUGGGGCUGCGGCAGGCAGCAGCAGCAAAAAGGACCUUGCUCUCUCAAACCAAAGCAUUUCUAACUCCCCCUUAAUGCCUAAUGUGCUCCAGACCCUGUCGAGGGGCACAGCUUCUACUAGUUCUAAUUCUGCUUCUUCCUUUGUUGUCUUUGAUGGUGCGAACAGGAGGAAUCGUUUAAGCUUUAACAGUGAGGGCGUCAGGGCCAAUGUGGCAGAGGGCGGCAGGAGGCUGGACUUUGCUGACGAAAGUGCCAAUAAAGACAAUGCCACAGCACCAGAACCAAAUGAAAGCACAGAGGGCGAUGAUGGGGGCUUUGUCCCCCAUCACCAGCACGCUGGCUCCCUCUGCGAGCUUGGGGUUGGGGAAUGCCCCUCGGGGAGCGGCGUGGAGUGCCCCAAAUGCGACACGGUCCUGGGCUCCUCCCGCUCGCUGGGCGGCCACAUGACCAUGAUGCAUUCUCGUAACUCAUGUAAGACACUUAAGUGCCCCAAGUGCAACUGGCACUACAAGUACCAGCAGACACUGGAGGCUCACAUGAAGGAGAAGCACCCGGAGCCAGGGGGCUCCUGUGUCUACUGCAAAAGCGGGCAGCCCCACCCUCGGUUGGCACGAGGUGAGAGCUACACAUGUGGUUACAAGCCUUUCCGCUGUGAGGUGUGUAACUACUCCACAACUACCAAAGGCAACCUCAGUAUUCAUAUGCAGUCCGACAAGCAUCUCAACAACAUGCAGAACCUGCAGAACGGAGGGGGGGAGCAGGUGUUUAGCCACUCGGCCGGGGCGGCGGCUGCAGCAGCGGCAGCGGCUGCCGCUGCGGCCAACAUCGGCAGCUCCUGUGGGGCCCCCUCGCCCACCAAACCAAAAACCAAACCCACCUGGCGGUGCGAGGUGUGCGAUUACGAGACCAACGUGGCCAGGAACCUGCGCAUCCACAUGACCAGCGAGAAGCACAUGCACAACAUGAUGCUGCUGCAGCAGAACAUGUCCCAGAUUCAACACAACCGCCACCUGGGCCUCGGCAGCCUGCCCUCGCCCGCCGAGGCCGAGCUUUAUCAGUACUACCUGGCCCAGAACAUGAACCUGCCCAACCUGAAGAUGGACAACACUGCCUCGGACGCCCAGUUCAUGAUGAGUGGAUUUCAGCUGGAUCCCACGGGGCCCAUGGCCGCUAUGACGCCUGCUCUAGUGGGCGGUGAGAUCCCCCUAGACAUGCGCCUCGGGGGCGGGCAGCUGGUGUCGGAGGAGCUGAUGAACCUGGGCGAGAGCUUUAUCCAGACCAACGACCCGUCCCUGAAGCUCUUCCAGUGUGCUGUGUGCAACAAGUUCACCACGGACAACCUGGACAUGCUGGGGCUGCACAUGAACGUGGAGCGCAGCCUCCCGGAGGAUGAGUGGAAAGCCGUGAUGGGGGACUCCUACCAGUGCAAACUCUGCCGCUACAACACCCAGCUCAAGGCCAACUUCCAGCUGCACUGCAAGACGGACAAGCACGUGCAGAAGUACCAGCUGGUGGCCCACAUCAAAGAGGGCGGCAAAGCCAAUGAGUGGCGGCUCAAGUGUGUGGCCAUCGGCAACCCUGUCCACCUCAAGUGCAACGCGUGUGACUACUACACCAACAGCCUGGAGAAGCUUCGGCUGCACACGGUCAACUCCAGACACGAGGCCAGCCUGAAGCUGUACAAGCACCUGCAGCAGCACGAGAGCGGAGUGGAGGGCGAGAGCUGCUACUACCACUGCGUGCUGUGCAACUACUCCACCAAGGCCAAGCUGAACCUCAUCCAGCAUGUGCGCUCCAUGAAGCACCAGCGCAGCGAGAGCCUGCGCAAGCUGCAGCGGCUGCAGAAGGGCCUUCCCGAGGAGGACGAGGACCUGGGGCAGAUCUUCACCAUCCGCAGGUGCCCCUCCACCGAUCCGGAAGAAGCCAUUGAAGAUGUUGAAGGACCCAGUGAAGCAGCUGCCGACCCAGAGGAGCUUGCUAAAGACCAGGAGAGUGGAGGAGAGAAGGAGCAGAGCAAGUGGACAGCGUCGUCCAGCCAAGCAGAGAAGGAGCUGACAGAUUCUCCUGCGACCUCCAAACGCAUCUCCUUCACAGGUAGCUCGGAAUCUCCUCUCUCUUCGAAGCGACCUAAAACAACAGAGGAGACCAAGUCAGAGCAGAUGUACCAGUGUCCCUACUGCAAGUACAGCAACGCCGACGUCAACCGGCUCCGGGUGCAUGCCAUGACACAGCACUCCGUGCAGCCCAUGCUGCGCUGCCCCCUGUGCCAGGACAUGCUCAACAACAAGAUCCACCUCCAGCUGCACCUCACCCACCUCCACAGCGUGGCGCCCGACUGCGUGGAGAAACUCAUUAUGACGGUGACCACCCCUGAGAUGGUGAUGCCCAGCAGCAUGUUCCUCCCAGCAGCUGUUCCAGAUCGAGACGGGAACUCCAGUUUGGAGGAGGCAGGAAAGCAGCCUGAAACCUCAGAGGAUCUGGGAAAGAACAUCUUGCCCUCUGUGAGCGCAGAGCACAGUGGAGACUUAAAACCUUCUCCUGCUGACCCAGGGGCUGUGAGAGAAGAUUCAGGCUUCCUAUGCUGGAAGAAGGGGUGCAACCAGGUUUUCAAAACUUCUGCCACCCUUCAGACCCACUUCAAUGAGGUUCAUGCCAAGCGGCCUCAGCUGCCUGUGUCAGAUCGCCACGUCUACAAGUACCGCUGUAAUCAGUGCAGCUUGGCUUUCAAGACCAUUGAAAAGCUGCAGCUCCAUUCUCAGUACCACGUGAUCAGAGCUGCCACUAUGUGCUGUCUUUGUCAGCGUAGUUUCCGAACUUUCCAGGCUCUGAAAAAGCACCUCGAGACCAGCCACCUGGAGUUGAGUGAGGCCGACAUCCAACAGCUUUAUGGUGGCCUCCUGGCCAAUGGGGACCUCCUGGCAAUGGGAGACCCUACCCUGGCUGAGGACCACACCAUAAUUGUUGAGGAAGACAAGGAGGAGGAGAGUGACUUGGAAGAUAAACAGAGCCCAACAGGCAGUGACUCUGGGUCGGUACAAGAAGACUCAGGCUCAGAGCCAAAGAGAGCUCUACCUUUUAGGAAAGGUCCCAACUUCACCAUGGAAAAAUUUCUAGACCCUUCUCGCCCUUACAAGUGUACUGUCUGUAAGGAAUCCUUCACUCAAAAAAAUAUCCUGUUAGUGCACUACAAUUCUGUCUCCCACCUGCAUAAGCUAAAGAGAGCCCUUCAAGAGUCGGCAACUGGUCAGCCAGAACCCACCAGCAGCCCAGACAACAAACCUUUCAAGUGUAACACCUGUAACGUGGCCUAUAGCCAGAGUUCCACUUUGGAGAUCCACAUGAGGUCUGUGUUGCAUCAAACCAAGGCCCGAGCAGCCAAGCUGGAGGCUGCAAGUGGCAAUAGCAAUGGGACUGGGAGUAGUAGCAGUGUCUCCCUGAGCUCCUCCACCCCAAGUCCUGUGAGCACCAGUAGCAGUAGCACCUUCACCACCACCAAUCCAAGCAGUGCUGGCAUCGCUUCGAGCUCCAACUUACUGAGCCAAGUGUCCGCAGAAAGCAUAGGGAUGCCGCCCCUGGGCAAUCCCAUCAGUGCCAACAUCACUGCCCCUUCAGAGCCCAAGGAAGCCAAUCGGAAGAAGCUGGCAGACAUGAUUGCAUCCAGGCAGCAGCAGCAGCAACAACAACAAGCACAGACACUGGCCCAGGCCCAGGCCCAAGUUCAAGCUCACUUGCAGCAGGAGCUGCAGCAGCAGGCUGCCCUGAUCCAGUCUCAGCUGUUUAACCCCACCCUCCUCCCUCACUUCCCCAUGACCACAGAGACCCUGCUACAGCUCCAGCAGCAACAGCAUCUCCUCUUCCCCUUCUACAUCCCCAGUGCAGAGUUCCAGCUCAACCCCGAGGUGAGCUUGCCCGUGACCAGUGGGGCGCUCACGCUGACGGGGACGGGCCCGGGCCUGCUAGAUGAUCUGAAGGGUCAGGUUCAGAUCCCACCGCAGAGCCACCAGCAGAUCCUACAGCAGCAGCAAAGCCAGCUGUCUCUGUCCCAGAGUCAUUCUGCCCUUCUGCAGCCAAGUCCGCACCCCGAAAAGAAAAACAAACUGAUCGUCAAAGAAAAGGAAAAAGAAAGCCAGAGAGAGAGGGACAGUGCCGAGGUGGGAGAGGGCAACCCGGGACCCAAGGAAUCGCUGCCGGACGCCUUGAAGGCUAAAGAGAAGAAGGAGUUGGCCCCAGCAGGUAGUUCUGAGCCUUCCAUGCUCCCUCCACGCAUCGCCUCGGAUGCGAGGGGGAAUGCCACCAAGGCUUUAUUGGAGAACUUUGGCUUUGAGCUGGUCAUUCAGUACAACGAGAACAAACAGAAGGUUCAGAAGAAGAAUGGGAAGACUGAGCAGGGAGACAACCUGGAAAAGCUGGAGUGUGACUCCUGUGGCAAGUUGUUCUCUAACAUCUUGAUUUUAAAAAGUCAUCAAGAGCAUGUUCACCAAAACUACUUUCCCUUUAAACAGCUAGAGAGAUUUGCUAAACAGUACCGAGAGCACUACGAUAAACUGUACCCCCUGCGGCCCCAGACCCCGGAGCCCCCACCGCCCCCGCCCCCACCCCCUCCUCCACCCCCACUUCCCACAGCACCGCCUCAGCCGGCUUCCACGCCAGCCAUCCCUGCAUCAGCCCCACCUAUCACGUCCCCAACGAUCGCACCGACCCAGCCAUCCGUGCCACUCACCCAGCUCUCCAUGCCCAUGGAGCUGCCCAUCUUCUCACCGCUGAUGAUGCAGACAAUGCCACUGCAGACCCUGCCGGCUCAGCUGCCCCCUCAGCUUGGACCUGUGGAGCCUCUGCCUGCGGACCUGGCCCAGCUGUACCAGCAUCAGCUCAAUCCAAGCCUGCUCCAGCAGCAGAACAAGAGGCCUCGCACCAGGAUCACAGAUGACCAGCUCCGGGUCCUGCGACAGUAUUUUGACAUUAACAACUCCCCCAGUGAAGAGCAGAUCAAAGAAAUGGCAGACAAGUCUGGGUUGCCCCAGAAGGUGAUCAAGCACUGGUUCAGAAACACCCUCUUCAAAGAGCGGCAGCGUAACAAGGAUUCUCCUUACAACUUUAGCAAUCCUCCUAUCACCAGCCUGGAGGAGCUUAAGAUUGACUCCCGGCCCCCUUCGCCGGAACCUCAGAAGCAGGAGUACUGGGGAAGCAAGAGGUCUUCAAGAACAAGGUUUACUGACUACCAGCUGAGGGUCCUACAGGACUUCUUUGAUGCCAAUGCUUACCCAAAGGAUGACGAAUUUGAGCAACUGUCUAAUUUACUGAACCUUCCAACCCGAGUCAUAGUGGUGUGGUUUCAAAAUGCCCGACAGAAGGCCAGGAAAAAUUACGAGAAUCAGGGGGAGGGCAAAGAUGGAGAGCGGCGCGAGCUUACAAACGACAGGUAUAUUCGAACAAGCAACUUGAACUACCAGUGCAAAAAAUGUAGCCUGGUGUUUCAGCGCAUCUUUGAUCUCAUCAAGCAUCAGAAGAAGCUGUGUUACAAAGAUGAGGAUGAGGAGGGGCAGGAUGACAGCCAAAACGAGGACUCCAUGGAUGCCAUGGAGCUCCUCACUCCCACCAGCUCCUCCUGCAGCACCCCAAUGCCCUCCCAGGCGUAUAGCGCCCCCGCACCACCGGCCAGCACAGCUUCCUCCGCUUUCUUACAGCUCACAGCGGAGGCUGAGGACCUGAAAACGGACGCGAGUGAUGAGAAACCAAAGCAGGUGGAACCUCCCAGUGCACAGUCAAACCAAACCCAAGAAAAGCAAGGACAACCAAAGGUGGAGCUGCAGCAGCAAGACCAGCCAGACCAGAAGAUAAACACAGCCCAGCAAAAGCUCCAACAGCUCACUUCCCCUGCUGUGUUACCACAGCCUCCUCCACAAGCACCCCCACCUCAGUGUCCCUUACCCCAGUCAAGCCCCAGUCCUUCCCAGCUCUCCCACCUGCCCCUCAAGCCCCUCCACACGUCAACUCCUCAACAGUUGGCAAACCUACCUCCACAGCUAAUCCCCUACCAGUGUGACCAAUGUAAGCUGGCAUUUCCAUCAUUUGAGCACUGGCAGGAGCAUCAGCAGCUUCACUUCCUGAGUGCACAGAAUCAGUUCAUCCACCCCCAGUUUUUGGACAGGUCACUGGAUAUGCCUUUCAUGCUGUUUGACCCUAGUAACCCACUCCUGGCGAGCCAGCUGCUCUCUGGGGCUAUACCUCAGAUUCCAGCCAGCUCAGCCACUUCUCCUUCAACUCCAACCUCCACAAUGAACACUCUGAAGAGGAAGCUGGAGGAAAAGGCCAGCGCAAGCCCUGGAGAAAAUGACAGUGGGACAGGAGGAGAAGAACCUCAGAGAGACAAGCGUUUGAGGACAACUAUUACACCAGAACAGCUAGAAAUUCUGUAUCAAAAGUAUCUCUUAGACUCCAACCCAACUCGAAAGAUGUUGGAUCACAUUGCGCAUGAGGUGGGCUUGAAAAAACGUGUGGUGCAAGUCUGGUUUCAGAAUACUCGAGCCCGGGAACGGAAAGGACAGUUCCGGGCUGUGGGCCCAGCCCAGGCUCAUAGGAGAUGCCCUUUUUGCAGGGCACUCUUCAAAGCCAAGACUGCCCUUGAGGCUCAUAUCCGGUCCCGGCAUUGGCAUGAAGCCAAGAGAGCUGGCUACAACCUCACUCUGUCUGCAAUGCUCUUAGACUGUGAUGGGGGACUCCAGAUGAAAGGAGAUAUUUUUGAUGGAACCAGCUUUUCCCACCUACCCCCAAGUAGUAGUGAUGGCCCAGGUGUUCCCCUCUCACCUGUGAGUAAAACCAUGGAGUUGUCUCCCAGAACUCUUCUUAGCCCUUCUUCCAUCAAGGUGGAAGGGAUUGAAGACUUUGAAAGCCCCUCCAUGUCCUCAGUUAAUCUGAACUUUGACCAAACGAAACUGGACAACGACGACUGUUCAUCUGUCAACACAGCCAUCACAGAUACCACAACUGGAGACGAGGGCAAUGCAGAUAAUGACAGUGCGACGGGAAUAGCAACUGAAACCAAAUCCUCCUCUGCACCCAAUGAAGGGUUGACCAAAGCGGCCAUGAUGGCAAUGUCUGAGUAUGAAGAUCGGUUGUCAUCGGGCCUGGUCAGUCCAGCCCCAAGCUUUUACAGCAAGGAAUAUGACAAUGAAGGUACAGUGGACUACAGUGAAACCUCAAGCCUUGCAGACCCCUGCUCCCCGAGUCCUGGUGCAAGUGGGUCAGCAGGCAAAUCUGGAGACAGUGGGGAUCGGCCAGGGCAGAAACGUUUUCGCACUCAGAUGACCAAUCUGCAGCUCAAAGUCCUCAAGUCAUGCUUUAAUGACUACAGGACACCCACCAUGCUAGAGUGUGAGGUCCUGGGCAAUGAUAUUGGACUGCCAAAGAGAGUUGUUCAGGUCUGGUUCCAGAAUGCCCGAGCAAAAGAAAAGAAGUCCAAGUUAAGCAUGGCCAAGCAUUUUGGUAUAAACCAAACAAGUUAUGAGGGACCGAAAACAGAGUGCACUUUGUGUGGCAUCAAGUACAGCGCUAGGCUGUCUGUACGUGACCAUAUCUUUUCCCAACAGCAUAUCUCCAAAGUUAAAGACACCAUUGGAAGCCAGUUGGACAAGGAGAAAGAAUACUUUGACCCAGCCACUGUACGUCAGUUGAUGGCUCAACAAGAGUUGGACCGGAUUAAAAAGGCCAAUGAGGUCCUCGGACUGGCAGCUCAGCAGCAAGGGAUGUUUGACAACGCCCCUCUUCAGGCUCUCAACCUUCCUACAGCAUAUCCAGCUCUCCAGGGCAUUCCUCCUGUGUUGCUCCCCGGGCUCAACAGCCCCUCCUUGCCAGGCUUUACUCCAUCCAACACAGCUUUAACGUCUCCUAAACCGAAUUUGAUGGGUCUGCCCAGCACAACAGUUCCUUCCCCUGGCCUCCCCACAUCUGGAUUACCAAAUAAACCGUCCUCAGCAUCGCUGAGCUCCCCGACCCCAGCACAAGCCACCAUGGCGAUGGCCCCUCAGCAGCCCCCCCAACCCCAGCAGCAGCCACAGGUGCAGCCGCCGCCGCCCGCAGCCCAGCCACCACCUGCACCACAGCUCCCACCCCAACAGCAGCAACAGCAGCGCAAGGACAAAGACAGUGAUAAGGUCAAGGAGAAGGAAAAGGCGCACAAAGGGAAAGGGGAGCCCCUCCCUGUCCCCAAGAAGGAGAAAGGAGAGGCCCCCACAGCAGCCACAGCCACGAUCUCAGCCCCGCUGCCCGCCAUGGAGUAUGCAGUUGACCCUGCACAGCUGCAGGCCCUGCAGGCAGCCUUGACUUCGGACCCCACAGCGUUGCUCACGAGCCAGUUCCUUCCUUACUUUGUACCAGGCUUCUCUCCUUACUAUGCCCCCCAGAUCCCCGGCGCCCUGCAGAGCGGGUACCUGCAGCCUAUGUAUGGCAUGGAAGGCCUGUUCCCCUACAGCCCUGCACUGUCGCAGGCCCUGAUGGGGCUGUCCCCGGGCUCCCUACUGCAGCAGUACCAGCAAUACCAGCAGAGUCUGCAGGAGGCGAUCCAGCAGCAGCAGCAGAGGCAACUGCAGCAGCAGCAGCAAAAAGUGCAGCAGCAGCCCAAAGCAAGCCAAACCCCAGUCCCCCAGGGGGCUGCUUCCCCAGACAAAGACCCUGCCAAAGAAUCCCCCAAACCAGAAGAGCAGAAAAACACACCCCGUGAGGUGUCCCCUCUCCUGCCGAAACCCCCCGAAGAGCCAGAAGCAGAAAGCAAAAGUGCGGACUCCCUCUAUGACCCCUUCAUUGUUCCAAAGGUGCAGUACAAGUUGGUCUGCCGCAAGUGCCAGGCGGGCUUCGGUGACGAGGAGGCGGCGAAGAGCCACCUGAAGUCCCUCUGCUUCUUCGGCCAGUCUGUGGUGAACCUGCAAGAGAUGGUGCUUCACGUCCCCACGGGCGGCGGCGGCGGUGGUGGUGGCGGCAGCGGCGGCGGCGGUGGCGGCUCGUACCACUGCCUGGCGUGCGAGAGCGCGCUCUGUGGGGAGGAAGCUCUGAGUCAACAUCUCGAGUCGGCCUUGCACAAACACAGAACAAUCACGAGAGCAGCAAGAAACGCCAAAGAGCACCCUAGUUUAUUACCUCACUCUGCCUGCUUCCCCGAUCCUAGCACCGCAUCUACCUCGCAGUCUGCCGCUCACUCAAACGACAGCCCCCCUCCCCAGUCGGCCGCCGCCCCCUCCUCGUCCUCCGCUUCCCCCCACGCCUCCAGGAAGUCUUGGCCGCAAGUGGUCUCCCGGGCUUCGGCCGCGAAGCCCCCUUCUUUUCCUCCUCUCUCCUCAUCUUCAACGGUUACCUCAAGUUCAUGCAGCACCUCAGGGGUUCAGCCCUCGAUGCCAACAGACGACUAUUCGGAGGAGUCUGACACGGAUCUCAGCCAAAAGUCCGACGGACCGGCGAGCCCGGUGGAGGGUCCCAAAGACCCCAGCUGCCCCAAGGACAGUGGUCUGACCAGUGUAGGAACGGACACCUUCAGAUUGUAAGCUUUGAAGAUGAACAAUAACAAACAAAUGAAUUUAAAUAAAAAAGAUUAAUAACAAACCAAUUUCAAAAAUAGACUAACUGCAAUUCCAAAGCUUCUAACCAAAAAAAAAAAAAAAAAAAAAAAA